Molecule: messenger RNA, 663 nt
Organism: Chroicocephalus ridibundus (black-headed gull)
Lineage: Eukaryota; Metazoa; Chordata; Aves; Charadriiformes; Laridae
Product: neuronal acetylcholine receptor subunit alpha-10-like
Exons: 5
Coding region: 1-663 (220 amino acids)
Biological process (GO): nervous system process; regulation of membrane potential; monoatomic ion transmembrane transport
Cellular component (GO): postsynaptic membrane; plasma membrane; synapse
Molecular function (GO): transmembrane signaling receptor activity; acetylcholine-gated monoatomic cation-selective channel activity
Source: RefSeq, a predicted model, not a curated record
AUGUCACAGUCCUUUGGUAUCACGGAGGAUGUGCCACCAAAGGUGAACCAAGUCCUCACCUCCUACCUGUGGGUCCGUCAGGCCUGGCUGGACGCCCACCUCGCCUGGGACAAGGACGCUUACGGCGGCAUCGACAGCAUCCGCAUCCCCAGCAGCUACGUCUGGCGGCCGGCCAUCAUCAUCCUCUACAACGACGCCAACGACGGCUUUGGCGGCUCAGUGGAGACCAACGUGGUGCUGCGCUCCGACGGGCACAUCACGUGGGACUCGCCCGCCAUCACCAAGAGCUCCUGCAAGGUGGAUGUCUCCUACUUGCCCUUCGACGGGCAGCGGUGCCGCCUCACCUUCGGCUCCUGGACCUACAACGGGAACCAGAUCGACCUCCACAACCGGCUGGACACCGGGGACCUGACGGACUUCGUGGAGAACGUGGAGUGGGUGGCGCUGGGCAUGCCGGCUAACUCGAAAUUCGGCAGCAAGCAAAUAAAAGCCGGCAACCCCGUAAACUUUGUGCACGAAGACCCGAACGAAGACUCAGGAAAGAUUGCCGAGAUUACUUUGCUUUUGAAUGGGAAGACCCAGAUAACCAUCGGAAACAAUUACGGCGGACGGUAUUGCCCCAAGGCUUUACCGAAUCUCCGAACUUGUUCGGACAAGCCUUAG